Molecule: messenger RNA, 5936 nt
Organism: Megalobrama amblycephala (Wuchang bream)
Lineage: Eukaryota; Metazoa; Chordata; Actinopteri; Cypriniformes; Xenocyprididae
Gene: dyrk1ab
Product: dual-specificity tyrosine-(Y)-phosphorylation regulated kinase 1A, b
Exons: 11
Coding region: 801-2945 (714 amino acids)
Biological process (GO): peptidyl-serine phosphorylation; protein autophosphorylation; positive regulation of DNA-templated transcription
Cellular component (GO): nucleus
Molecular function (GO): protein serine/threonine/tyrosine kinase activity; ATP binding; transcription coactivator activity
Source: RefSeq, a predicted model, not a curated record
GAUUGACAGUUGCCAUAGCAACAGCCCAGGCUGUCGCCAUUUUGUCAGUUGCUUUUUUAAUCUUUCAAAUGUUUUCGCUUCCCGCCGGAAUAAUGCAGUCACGCGCUCGUAACAGUGGCAAUUUUGGAAAGGCUUCGCCAACCGCAUCGGACUGAAAACGACACCGGGACAAAGAAUCGGAAUGUCAGGAAUAUAUUUAGUGGGCUAGUCGUCCGUGUCUCGGGUCCGCCGGGCCGGUCCGCUGCGCAGGUUUGGAACGCGCGCCAUUUUGUGAAAACUGACAGAAAAGCUUAACGUUUUUUUGUUCACAUUUUUAUGCAGCUGUUUCUAUAAUAUCUGCGUCUCGUUGUUUUUAGUGAUUAAUUUUGCUUUUGAAAACAAUUAAUUUGCGUCUCCACCUCUCCAGAAGCGAAGAAUCUUGAAUGUGCGUUUCCGACGCUAGCUGGUUAGCUGCGUUCGUUAAAGUCACUGAGAAAGAGCGCUAACUAGCCGCUAGCCUUCACUUCACCACCUAUAAACCAUGAUUAAUACACAAAUGAAGACUGACACAGGCAAACCCGAACUGGAAAGACGCUGUUUUAUCUGCCAUUUCAAAUAAAAGGCAUUUAGCCCCGUCUGGCUCAGUACAUUAGGGGUGUCACAUUGGAAGCAGCGUAGAGAAACUGGAUCAGUCGCCUCACUUUACUGGAUCUGGGACUUUAAAUGAAGAUCACACCAUCAAAGGGGGAGAGACCUCAGCAUGCAAACCCUCGUCUGUCCGGCUUGCACCCUCUCUUUCUUUCCAUGCUGCUGGUCUUCAGAUGGCUGCUCCCAUGCCUCAUUCGCACCAGCAGUACAGUGACUGUCACCAGCAGAGUACAGACCAGUCUGUCACUGUACUGCCAUACAGUGAUCAGACACAAGCACUCACUGCCAGCCAGAGGCACAUGCCCCAGUGCUUUCGUGACCCCACUUUAGCUCCUUUGAGGAAGCUCUCCAUAGACCUGAUCAAAACCUACAAACACAUCAAUGAGGUGUAUUAUGCAAAAAAGAAACGACGGCAUCAACAGGGUCAAGGUGAGGACUCCAGCCACAAGAAAGAAAGAAAAGUCUUUAAUGAUGGCUAUGAUGAUGAGAACUACGACUACAUCGUCAAGAAUGGGGAAAAAUGGAUGGACCGCUAUGAAAUUGACUCUUUAAUUGGAAAAGGGUCAUUUGGACAGGUUGUAAAAGCUUACGACCGAGCUGAGCAAGAGUGGGUAGCAAUUAAGAUCAUCAAGAACAAGAAGGCCUUUCUGAAUCAAGCUCAAAUUGAAGUACGGCUUCUCGAGCUCAUGAACAAACAUGACACAGAGAUGAAAUACUAUAUAGUACACUUGAAACGGCACUUCAUGUUCCGGAAUCAUCUUUGCUUAGUAUUUGAAAUGUUGUCAUACAAUCUAUAUGACUUGUUACGAAAUACGAACUUCAGAGGUGUCUCUUUGAAUCUGACACGGAAGUUUGCCCAGCAGUUGUGUACAGCACUUCUGUUUCUUGCUACACCUGAGCUCAGCAUCAUCCACUGUGACCUAAAGCCAGAGAACAUCCUGCUAUGUAACCCCAAGAGAAGUGCCAUCAAAAUAGUGGACUUUGGGAGCUCCUGCCAACUGGGACAAAGGAUAUAUCAGUACAUCCAGAGUCGAUUCUACCGCUCCCCUGAAGUGUUAUUGGGAAUGCCAUAUGACCUGGCCAUAGACAUGUGGUCUCUGGGAUGUAUUCUGGUGGAAAUGCAUACAGGAGAACCUCUCUUUAGUGGAGCAAAUGAGGUGGACCAAAUGAACAAAAUUGUUGAAGUACUUGGGAUCCCACCCAAUCACAUUAUGGACCUAGCACCAAAAGCCAGGAAGUUUUUUGAGAAGUUGUCAGAUGGCACAUGGAGUAUUAAGAAGACCAAAGAUGGGAAAAGGUACAAACCUCCGGCAUCUCGAAAGCUCCAUGCCAUCUUGGGAGUGGAAUGUGGUGGACCAGGCGGUCGUCGGGCAGGAGAAUCCGGCCACGCAGUAGCUGACUACUUGAAGUUCAAGGACCUCAUUCUCAGAAUGCUAGACUAUGACCCCAAGACGCGAAUUCAGCCCUACUAUGCCCUCCAGCACAGUUUCUUCAAGAAGACGACGGAUGAAGGAACCAAUACAAGCAGUAGUGUGUCAACAAGUCCUGCACUUGAGCAGUCGCAGUCAUCAGGGACCACUUCUAGUACAUCCUCAAGCUCAGGAGGAUCGUCUGGAACAAGCACCAGUGGCAGAGCAAGAUCCGAUCCAACUCACCACCAUCGGCACAGCGGUGGGCAUUUUGGCACAGCCAUGCCAGCCAUAGACUGUGACAACCUUUGCCCUCAGGCGAGACAGCCUUAUCAUCCCCCUGUAGUAUGGCCUGGAAUCGUAGGACCAGAACCUGUCACUGUAGAGACUCAUCCAGUCCAGGAAACCACUUUUCAUGUGCCUCCCCAGCAUCCCAAGGCAUUGCACCCCCAUCACCAUCAUCACCAUCAUGGACAGGUCAUAGCAACGCGACCACGGCCACGACUCUACAACUCGCCCACCAACAGCGCCUCCACCCAGGAUUCCAUGGAGGUGGUGCACGGUCAUCUGUCCAUGACAUCCCUGUCUUCCUCUGCAUCCUCUUCCUCCACAUCUUCCUCUUCCACAGGAAACCAAGGCAACCAGGCUUACCAGCUCCGCCAGCUUCCUGCCAACACCCUGGACUUUAGCCAAAAUGGAAGUAUGAGUAUGAGUAUGGGUUUGGGUGCCUUCUCAAAUCCUCGCCAAGAGACUGGUAUGGCUGGACAUCCCACGUACCCUGUUGCCACAAACACAGGACCUGGUCACUUUAUAGCAGAGGGACACCUGGGCAUGAGACAAGGCAUUGAUAGGGAAGAUUCUCCAAUGACUGGAGUCUGUGUUCAGCAGAGCUCGAUGGCCAGCUCGUGACUUUAGCUGAAAUGGGUUUGUUUUUCUGUGUGAAUUUUGUUUUUUAUUUUUUGUUUUGUUUUGUUGUUUUUUUUUCUUCCUUUUUAUGGUGGUGUUUUCAUUUUCUCCUGUUUUUCAAAAGGUGCAUAGAGAAUAAAAGCUGCUCACUUCUGAGGGGAGAUAUCACUGAACCGCUACAAAUUGAAGAGUAUUUAAAAAGUAUAUAUGUAUUUCCAUCAUUUUACGUUGUCGAUUUCUAGAUAAGUUAGUAAUACUGCAAAUAACCAUAGUGAAACUGAGACAUCCAUCUGCCAAUUCAUUCACCUGCAUACAGUACUUAUUUACCAUCUGUUACAUUGGAAACUAGGAGAUUUGUUUAAUUUAAUUUGUUCAAUACAGUGAGCAUUUCAGAGCUGUGAGCUGUCGUACAGCUUUUUAUAUGUAAAGCAAUGCAAAACAUUUGUUUAGUUCAAACAAGUGAGACAUUGGACAUUAUAAUUUGGCUGGUCGUUCUUUUAUUUACCCUUUAAGUGAAACUUCUCUAAAGAGCUGUGUGUUUAAACCUGUAGCGUGUCAAGGAAGCAGUACUUGCAGUGAUAUUUCGUGUUGUCGGUAUCGUGUAACUCUUCAAGAGGGGGCACAAAGCUGUGGAGCUCCGGUGGUGAGCGCUGGCCUAUAGCGGCGGGGAGGAGCUGUUGUUAGGGCCCGAGACAGGCAGGUGCAGUACUCUUCAGACCGGGCCGCUUCGACUACGUACAGCAACUGAGGAGGAGGAGGAGGAGGAAGAGGAGGAGGAGGAGAUGUGACGAGGGGAACAGAUCCGGAUCCAGACGGAUCUGGGGCUGCUGUUGAGAACCCUUUGGCCUUAUGACUUUUGGACCUUGACUGAAAAGGAGCUGGACUUUAUCAUUAAAUAGAGAUGAUGGCUGUCCUCUAUUUUUAACAUUUAAAGAGUCCUUAAUUGGUUAGGGAAGGUGAACGAGAAUGGUUAUUCAGAGGCCUUUAUUUAGCAAAGAUUUCUCAUUUAAAGGACUCCAAAUUGCAGGGUCUUGUUCAAACGUCCCUAACAUUACUUCCUAAAAUUGCCGAAGUGGGAUUUCACAUAAGGUAUUCAUUCCCAUUAAUUGUCUUUUAUUACUUUUUUCAUUUUUUUUCAUUUUUUAUUUCCCGUCAAGCAUGUGGUUCCCAUUGGAAAAACAUCUGCAUAAAUUUGCCUCUUUGUGUUGAACACAGAAGAUAUGUAAUGAGGUUUAUGUGACUGCCUUUUUUCUCCUCUUGAAUUAUGCUGUGAAUUUUACACAAAUUAGGUUUUCUUCUUUAUUAGUGUCUUCUUUUUUUUUCCUCUUUCUUUUGAUAUACCAAAGCAGUUGUUUUUUAUAGCACUAGGUGUCUGUAAGAAAUAAUGUAGCAGUUCACCACUUCAGCCCAAGGUUCAUCAAAGUCCAUUUUAGUCUGUAUACUCUCUCAAACUGGAACUUUUGCUGAACUACUUUAUUUUAAUGUUAACAAAAUACUGAAAUUAUAUGGAUAAACCUCCCUGAUUUGUUACCUUUUUCAUUCGUUUUUCCUGUCAAGGGGAGGGAAGGGACUCUGACGGUUACUCUGCAGGCUACAGAGUAGCUGAGGGAUCACAAAUUAUUCUGAGGAGAGAAAAGUGUUUUGUUUUGUAUUUACCUGGUCUAUCAGUCAGUGAUGCUGCCUUUUAUACCUAAUUUGAUGAACAUGCUAAUUUCUACCUUUUUAAAUCUGAGUGGCUACUUAAAUUUAUUUAUUCAGGCAGUCUACUGUAGCUACUGUGACCUCCGAGUCUGAGUUGAAUUUGUUAUCAAGUGAUUGGUUUGAUGCUUGCCUCAGAUGUACUAUUCAAAGGGAAACUAGAGGUGACGUGCUGCCACACAGACACUGGGCACAUGCAUGUUGUUCUGAAGAGGAUAAGUGUUUAUAGUCACUAUUCAGUCAUGUUAAGGAUAGCUAUGCUCACUCUGAUUCUUAUAUUAGAGGUUGUGAGCCCCCCCCCCCACCACCUAGCUUCUCACUUUGUCUCAAUUCUUCUAAGAAACCCUGUUUGCUACUUCUCUCAGUCUAGCAGUCCUUUACAGACAGUGGGACAGUAUCCUGUCAGAAAGUGUGUGCAGAUUUUCCUUUCGCGAAGACGUCACUUUCAGCCAGAGUCAUGUUUUGGUAUAUAUUUACAAAUCUCACAACGGCUAGUGGUAAUCGGAAAGAAGGUUUACCUGAAUGUUAGCUGGAUAUAAAAGUGUUUAUAUAUUAUAUAAACAUUCGAAUGCAGUUUGCUGACGUUAACAUAAACAUUCCAAAAAUCAAAAUCUAAAAAUGACAGAAACUUUUAAAGAGUGCACCUGUUUCAGCUGUUACUAAAUGAGAUCUGAUUUAGCGCAGUUUUCAUGAAAUGCAGCCCCUUUUUAAUAGUUGAAAUAGAAUUUAUGUAUAUAUUUAUAUUUUUUUAAAUAAAGGAAGUAUAGAACUCACUACAUUGCUCCUGCUGGUAUGUCAAUUACAUUGCCAUGUUUUUGCUUACCUAUUUAGAUUUUUUUUUUUUAAACCCUUCUUGUCUUACUUGGUCAUUGGACCAAAAUUGCUUUUAGUCUGAGGCAUUUGACUUCAACAGGACAACAUUAAAGGUAGGGCUUAUAACUUGUACCGAAAGAAUCUUUUCACAGGGUAUGACGCAUGUGUGUCCACACUUUUAUAAUGCUCAUGGUUUGCUAGGUCUGUUUCUUCCCUUUCUCUUAAAUGCAUUAAAUGUCACUGAUUCACAAGAUCAUGGAUUUUAAUUCAGCAUUCUUCUGCCUUUUGAUAUUUUGUUUUUCUUUUCAGAUUUUCUUGACCCUUUUCAUGCAACAUGCACUAUAUAAUUGAACAGCAUGGGGAAAAAGGAUAAGUGUCCACAGAUUGUAAGAUCUAGUCAAGACUUUGCUGUGUAUAUGAAAAUGCCCUUUGUAUUAUAUUCAAACAGUCUUAUGUAUGAUAUAUAAAAAAUAACUUAAUUGA